AUGCGCUCUUUCAUCACCCUCGCUGUGCUCUACGCCACCCUCGUCGCCGCUGCACCCCUCCCACCGCAGGUGGACGGCCUUGUCGGCAACGUAGAGCCUGUCCUUGACAGUCUCAACGCUCGCCAGCUCGACGGCAUCCUCGGCGAUCUCCCGAUCCCGAUCCCAGCGCCCCCAGCGGCCCCAGCUCCCAUUUCUGACCUCGACCUGCGCCAGCUCGGCGGCGUCACCGGCGAGCUCCCCAUCCAACUCCCAGCGCUGCCAGAGCGCCAACUCGGCAAGGUCACCGGCGCGGCCUCGGGUCUCGAGCAGGAGAUCGACGAGCUCGCUGCCAGCGCCGGCAUCAAAGCCCGCCAAGACCUCCCCCUGCCGCUGCUCGAGCUCCCCAUUCCCAUGCCCGCGCUUCCCAUCCCCAUGCCCGAGCUUCCCAUCCCCCUCCCCAAGCUCCCCGUCCCCAGCCCCGGGCUCGGCAAGCGCCAGCUCGACGACGUCACCGGCGACCUCCCCAUCUCGCUCCCGGCGCCGCCAGCGCUUCCCGUCUCCAUCCCCGGCCUCGGCGAGCGCCAGCUCGGCAACAUCGGCACAGCGCUUGGUAGCCUUAGCGAUCUCGACUCGAUGCUCCAGGACCUCGGUCUCGACGAGACGGCGGACAAGGCCGCCGCAGGCGCCGACGCGAAGCUCGCCAGGCGGCAGGACGACGAGGGCCUCGAAGGGAUCGUGGAUAACAUCAUCGAUGUCCUCCGCAAGCGCCAGGGCCCGACCGCCGACGUCCUCGGCGACAUCGAUAGCCUCGUGAGUGAAGCCGCCGACGUCGUCCCCCUCGCCCCCCUCAAGCGCCAAGACGGCGUGAGCGGGCUCCUUUCCGCCGUCAAGGACACCCUCGGCAUUUAAUGGCCGCGCCAGCCUGUAGAGUCGUAUCCGAACCCGCAUGCCGACGAUGACGUCCUCGCCACAGUCUCCUCUCGCGCUCGUAUAUACCCUCUUGUCGCUGCUCCAUCUAAACCGUCAAUGACGCUGUCCUGAUACUGCUCUUGAUUUCACGCAUACAGUACCACAUAAGUACUACCACAAUACAGCUAUAUACCCAUACUCCC
This is a messenger RNA of Coniophora puteana RWD-64-598 SS2, 1091 nucleotides long. RefSeq lists its product as uncharacterized. The record is from RefSeq and is a predicted model, not a curated record. The coding region runs from base 1 to 888 and encodes 295 amino acids. The transcript is spliced from 2 exons. Lineage: Eukaryota; Fungi; Basidiomycota; Agaricomycetes; Boletales; Coniophoraceae.